Molecule: messenger RNA, 2337 nt
Organism: Plasmodium malariae
Lineage: Eukaryota; Apicomplexa; Aconoidasida; Haemosporida; Plasmodiidae
Product: conserved Plasmodium protein, unknown function
Exons: 1
Coding region: 1-2337 (778 amino acids)
Source: RefSeq, a predicted model, not a curated record
AUGAACAGUAUGAAAGGUUCUUCAUUUGUUUUACCGAAUAACGUAGUACCUCCGAGAAUAUACAAUGAAAUUAACACAAAUAACCUGGAUAAUGCAGACAUAUAUGAAUACUGUAACAAUAAAUUAAAUGCAUCUUAUUUGUCUACGGUGAGCUCUCAUCCUCCGCUGUACAGAGAAAAAGUAUUUUAUAAACCAAGUAUAAUAAAAGGGGCAGCAACAAUUCAAACUUAUAAUCCUCCAGAUGCACAACGAAGAAAACUAAGUUGUUUAAAUUCGUUUCCUUGCUUAAGGGGGAAUUUUAGAUCGAAUAAUCCGAUGAAUUCAAGGCAUGCCAUUAAGGCUAAUAAUAACGAUUUACAAGGAAGGAUUAGCAAAGGGGCAUGCUUUUUAAAUAAUAAUAAUAAUAAUAGUACCAAUAGUAAUAAUAAUAAUAGUAAUAAUAAUAAACCAACUGUUAUGUCAAAUGGCUUUGAAAAAAAUGUAUACGAUGAAAGAUUUGUAAUUCCUGUUUCAAUCGAUUCGCAUGUACGUAGCAUUGCACCUUAUGUACAGUCUAACACACGAGAAAACUAUGCCAACUUUCAUAAUGAAAAAAUGAAAGAAAUGGUGAAAAACAAAAUAUACAAUAAUGAACCGUUUAAAAAACGAGUAUCCAAAGAAAAAUUACCUGAACCGAUCAUAAAAAAUAAAAUAAACGAAUUAAUUAGAGAAAAAGAUGAACAAAUUAAAGAAUUAGAAAGGAAUAUAGAAAAGGAAAAACAACAAAACGAAAUAGAGGAUAACGACUUAAUGGAUAACCAAAAAUUAAAGGAAAGGCUUCUAGAUCAGAAAAUAAAAUAUGAAGAAACCCUAAAACAUUUGAAAAAAGUAGAAACCGAGAAAAGAACCCUAAAAUCGAGUUUAAAUGUACGAGAUAAAGUGUUAACAAAAUUAGAAAGUGAGAUAGGUUCAGUAGAUAUGGAAAAUGAUUUCUUACUUAAGUUAAAGGAAAACACAAGUUUGAACGACAUACACAAUAUUUUUAAAUGCCUACAUGGAGGUGUAAAAGGGAUGGGAAUGAAUAGAAGCCAAAUAAAUGAAAAGAAUGAAAAUCAAAUAAAUGGAAAGAAUGAAAAAAAAAUAAAUGUAAAGAACGGAAGAAAGCAAAAAAAUGCAAAAUGGCAGAAAGGUGAAAAGACUGCAGAGUGGUACAAAAGUGAAGAAGUAGAAGAUUUAGAUGAUUCUGAGUUAAGCAAAAAAAAGGAUGACAAGAGCUGGUAUAAGACAAGGAGCACAUGCGAGGAUAUCCUCCUAUCAACAGACGAUAUUACAAACAGUGAAAAAAGGACGUAUAGUAUGAAAGAAAAAAAAAUCUCAAAAAUGAAAACGUCUUCCUUUGAAAGUAGUAGUGAUGUGUAUUCAUUGAAGUCAACCAUUGUUGAACUAGAAAAGGAAAUUUAUGAUUUGAAAGAAGAAAAUAAGAACGUUAAUUUUAAGUAUGAAAAUACAUUUGAAGCAUUAAGUGAACUAAGAAAGGAUACGUUAGAAUAUAUGGAAUCAAUCGUUUCUCGUGAUAUGAGAAUUGCAUAUAUGGAGAGCAUGUUACAAAAAUGUGAAAGAGACUUAACAAAAUUAAGAGAGCAUUUUAGAAAACAACAAAUAAGUGCAAAAGAAAAAAUAGAAAAACUUAUAUCCGAAAUAAAAAUUUUAGAAAAACAGUCUUCACAUUUACAAUCCAUGAUACAAGAAAAAGAUUCGCAAAUUGUUCUAUUAAAAAGUGAAAUAGUACGUAACGAAAUAUUAGUUAAACAAUAUGAGGAAAGAAAUAAAGAAUUACAAAGUGAACUUCGAUUAAUGUGUACCAACUUAGAAAAUGUUAUUGAUGCAUCAAAUAAGAAAGAUUUAUUUAUGAAUGAGCUAGAAAAACAAAUAAGAGAAAAUGAAGUACAUAGACAAAAUGCCUACUUAAAAGAAGUUGCUAAAAAUAGAAAAAUUCAUGCAAAUAUGAAAUUUAAAGAAAUAUUAUAUGACAAGUCAGCAAAGCAUCAAGUAGAUGAGUUACAUAAUUUAAAAAAAGAAUUAUAUUUAAAUAAAAUACAAAUGCAAAAAGCAAAAGAUGCUUUUGAAGUACUCAAAAAUGUUCCAAAGUCGCGUCAUGUAACCAAGUAUAAAGGCGAACAUAAUUCUGUAGAUAUUGAUAAUAGUAUUGUUCAUAAUUUUUCAGAAUACAAAAAUGAAAAAAACACUGUAAAUACAACAUUUGAAGAAAAAGUAUCGACUGAUGUUGGUAUAGAAUAUAAACCCAAAAAUUCGGUAGUUAAGAAAAAAAAAAAAAAAGAAACCAUAACAACUGCGUAG